AAACAAGUCAGGGAUCGGUCCUUGUUGCUCUGCCUGUCCAUUUCUUGGGUGCUAUAAAAGAUGGCAGAUGGCGAAGAUAUCCAACCUCUCGUGUGCGACAAUGGAACUGGAAUGGUCAAGGCUGGAUUUGCCGGAGAUGAUGCCCCACGGGCUGUCUUUCCUAGCAUCGUGGGUCGACCGCGUCAUACCGGUGUGAUGGUGGGCAUGGGCCAGAAAGAUGCAUACGUCGGGGACGAGGCUCAAUCCAAACGAGGUAUCCUAACGCUGAAGUAUCCAAUCGAACAUGGCAUUGUGAGCAACUGGGAUGACAUGGAGAAAAUUUGGCACCACACUUUCUAUAAUGAGCUUCGAGUGGCACCAGAGGAACACCCUGUGCUCCUCACCGAAGCACCUCUCAAUCCCAAGGCUAAUCGUGAGAAGAUGACCCAGAUCAUGUUUGAGACCUUCAAUGCUCCGGCCAUGUACGUCGCCAUCCAGGCUGUUCUCUCUCUUUAUGCUAGUGGUCGAACCACAGGCAUUGUGCUCGACUCCGGUGACGGUGUCAGUCACACGGUUCCUAUAUAUGAGGGGUAUGCGCUCCCGCAUGCCAUUCUUCGUCUGGACUUGGCAGGCCGCGACCUCACCGACGCUCUGAUGAAGAUCUUGACAGAGCGCGGUUACUCCUUCACCACCACGGCGGAGCGUGAAAUCGUCCGAGACAUCAAGGAGAAACUUGCGUACAUUGCUCUCGACUACGAGCAGGAGCUGGAGAUGGCGAAGACCAGCUCGUCGGUGGAGAAGAACUACGAGUUGCCCGACGGACAGGUGAUCACCAUCGGCGCAGAGCGGUUCCGCUGCCCUGAGGUCCUCUUCCAGCCCUCCAUGAUCGGGAUGGAAGCUGCGGGCAUACACGAGACCACCUACAACUCGAUCAUGAAGUGCGAUGUGGACAUCAGGAAGGAUCUGUACGGCAACAUCGUCCUGAGCGGAGGAUCCACCAUGUUCCCGGGCAUCGCGGAUAGGAUGAGCAAGGAGAUCACUGCGUUGGCUCCAAGCAGCAUGAAGAUCAAGGUGGUGGCUCCCCCGGAAAGGAAGUACAGCGUGUGGAUCGGGGGAUCGAUCUUGGCAUCCCUGAGCACCUUCCAACAGAUGUGGAUCGCAAAGGCGGAGUACGAUGAGUCCGGUCCUUCGAUCGUGCACAGGAAAUGCUUCUAAGUCUUCUCACUUUGAGUUUGAACGUGUGGGGAGAGAGAGAGAGAGAGAGAGAGAGAGAGAUUGAAGCUGUGCUUUCUUUCUCCCACCAAACAAUUAUUCAAACAUUUAGUCCUACAACUGAUGGAUGAUCAAUAAUUCUGACUCAGAC
Molecule: messenger RNA, 1342 nt
Organism: Musa acuminata subsp. malaccensis (wild Malaysian banana)
Lineage: Eukaryota; Viridiplantae; Streptophyta; Magnoliopsida; Zingiberales; Musaceae
Product: actin
Cellular component (GO): cytoplasm
Source: RefSeq, a predicted model, not a curated record